UCUCAUUCUGGUAUGAAAACGUGUGAACUCAGGACUUUGGUUUUUCAUUCCCCCACAACCCAAUAACACAUCUCUCUCUCUCUCUCUCUCUUCUGGAGGGCGCCGCCACUUUUGGUGGUGGCACCACCACUGCACAACCUUUUUACUGCCUUGUCGAACUCAACCACCCAUUUUCACAUUGUCUGUCUCUCACUACAAAUAACCUACUCACUCAACCACUAUAAAUACUGUUACCUUAUUCCCAGCCCCACCUCUCUCCCUCACCCAUUUCCGCAAAUUCCUCGCCCUGUAUUUUUUUCGUUUCUCUCUCUCUCAAAUUAAGCAGGGGUUAGAAGCUAGCUAAUCUCUUUCUCAAUAUCGCCGCCGACGCGGCGUCGCCGUCAUUGUGAAGUGAUGGGGUCGGCAAGAGGAGGCGUUGCUUUGGUGGUUACAGCAUUUCUAUUGGCUGUUGGGUUUCCAACAUGUUUGUCAGCUUCAGAUAUCAACAGGGGCAGCUUUCCCAAAUAUUUCGUUUUCGGGACCGCAUCUUCUGCUUUCCAGUACGAAGGUGCGGUUAAAGAGGAUGGAAGAGGGCCUUCGAUCUGGGACACCUUUUCACAUACUUUUGGUAAGAUAGCUGAUUUCAGCAAUGCAGAUGUUGCUUUGGAUCAGUAUCACCGUUAUAAGGCAAGUCUAACUGUGCAACUUAUGAAGGACAUGGGACUGGAUGCUUACAGAUUUUCGAUAUCCUGGACUCGGAUUUUUCCCAAUGGAACCGGGCAAAUUAAUCAGGCGGGUGUUGAUUACUACAAUCGUCUCAUCGAUGCAUUACUAGCCAAAGGAAUUGAACCAUAUGUGACCCUCUAUCACUGGGACCUCCCUCAAGCCUUGGAAGAUAGAUACAACGGGUGGCUCAACCCUCAAAUCAUAAAGGACUUUGCAACGUACGCGGACACAUGCUUUCAAAAUUUUGGUGACAGGGUGAAGCACUGGAUCACAUUCAACGAGCCACAUACAUUUUCUGUACAUGGAUAUGCUUCGGGCCUCCAGGCACCGGGAAGGUGCUCUAUCCUGCGUCCACUCUUAUGCAGGUCCGGAAACUCUACAACUGAGCCUUACAUAGUUGCUCACAAUGUCAUCCUGUCUCAUGGAACUGUGGCUGAUAUUUACAAGAGAAAGUAUAAGUCAAAACAGCGGGGAUCGGUUGGGGCAUCAUUUGAUGUUAUCUGGUACGAACCAGAAACAAACUCAACAGAAGACGUCAUUGCAACUAACGUAGCCCAAGAAUUUCAGCUUGGCUGGUUUCUUGAUCCAUUUAUUUUUGGGGAUUAUCCAAGCUCUAUGAAAAGUAGGGUUGGGAGCCGGCUGCCAACCUUUUCCAAAUCCGAGUCUACUCUAAUUGAAGGGUCCUUGGAUUUUGUGGGCAUUAAUCACUACACUACCUUCUAUGGUAAAAACGAUACCAGGGAUUUAAUCGGAGGUCUACUUAACGGCAGCCUUUCAGACUCUGGUGCCAUUACCCUUCCAUUCAAAAACGGGAAACCCAUUGGAGAUAGGGCGAAUUCUAUAUGGUUAUACAUAGUCCCAGAGGGGAUGAGAAAAUUAAUGAACUACAUUAAGCAAAAGUACGGCAAUCCUCCAGUGAUUAUCACCGAAAAUGGCAUGGAUGACCCGAAUAGCCUGUUCAUUUCCCUCAAGGACGCUUUAAAGGAUACAAAAAGGAUUAAAUACCACCAUGACUAUCUUGCAAAUUUGCUAGCUUCAAUCAAGGAAGACGGCUGCAAUGUGAAAGGCUAUUUUGCUUGGUCUCUACUGGAUAAUUGGGAAUGGACGGCUGGAUUCACUUCUCGAUUUGGUCUCUACUUCGUGGAUUAUAAGGACAAGCUCAAGAGAUACCCCAAGGACUCCGUUCAAUGGUUCACGAAUUUCUUGAAUUCUACUCAAACAAGGCUAUGAUCAUCUGAAUUUCUGCACUUGCACCCGAACUCAUCGAGUACACGAGGGUUGCUGCAGUUAAUAACAUUAUGAUUCUAUCAAAAGAGAAACAUGAUUUGAAAUCACAAGCUUUUGGUUUAUGUUUGCAA
This is a messenger RNA of Pyrus x bretschneideri (Chinese white pear), 2063 nucleotides long. Its product is annotated as beta-glucosidase 40-like. Gene Ontology annotation, biological process: carbohydrate metabolic process. Bases 394 to 1935 code for a protein of 513 amino acids. Gene Ontology annotation, molecular function: beta-glucosidase activity. NCBI's taxonomy places the organism in Eukaryota, Viridiplantae, Streptophyta, Magnoliopsida, Rosales, Rosaceae. The transcript has 13 exons. The record is from RefSeq and is a predicted model, not a curated record.